CCCAGUUUCUCCAGCUCCAAACACUGCUCUCCAAAACCCAGAACUACAUCAGUUUUGAGACUAACGGGAAACUUUUUUUUAAAAUUAUUUUAUGUUCUUUGUUUUCCACAAGCCACCCGUCUAGUUAUUUUAAUAUUUUCUCACCAUACCGAAUUUUGGAUUUUUAUGUUUUUUCCCCCAACUUAAUUUUUUUUUGGCCUUCAUGUGGAUUCUGGAUCAUCCAACGAUUUUUCUUAAAAAAAUAUCUAAGGAACAGCAACUCCGUGACCGGGAUGCGGGUGGUCGUGACUGCAAUCUGAGCCCCAAAUAAUCCACACCAAAGCAUCCUUCCCAAUCCUUUGUUGUGUUGAAACUCUGCCUCUCCAGGUUUACACGCUGUCUCUGGGAUGUAAAAGAAAGAAGAAGAAAAACUAAACGAAACACAAAAAACAGUAGGCCAACUUUGGUUUUGCUUUUUUUUUUUUUUUUUUUUUUUAUCCACAAAGGAAUAACGCUUUUGCCCACCGAUGAGAAAAUAAUGGCGAGACUUUUAGUGAACGUGCAUCUUGUUCUGGUUUUGUUGGGAUUAUUUUUGCUUUCUUCUCCAUCUGCACGAGCAGAACCGGAGCCGCAUGAUGGGGAGGAGGAGGAGGAGAGCUCCUGUCAAGGCGCUUUUGACCUGUAUUUUGUGCUCGAUAAGUCUGGCAGCGUGAAGGAUCACUGGAAUGAAAUUUAUGAGUUUGUGGAGAAUUUAGCUGAAAAAUUCAAAAGUCCCAUGUUGAGGAUGUCCUUCAUAACAUUCUCCUCCAGAUCAUCCACCAUCAUGAAACUGACAGAAAACAGAGUAAACAUCCGAAAAGGUCUGAACGCUCUCAAAAGAGAGAUUCCUGGUGGAGACACAUUCAUGCACCUCGGGUUACAGAGUGCAAACGAGCAGAUAGUGAGGGAGAACUUUGGCACAGCGAGCGUGAUUAUUGCACUGACAGAUGGAGAGCUGCUGGAGCAACAGCUCAUCAACGCACAGCAACAGGCAGAGAGAGCCAGGUCUCUGGGAGCUAUCGUGUACUGUGUUGGUGUCAAAGACUUCAAUGAGACGCAGCUGGCCACCAUCGCAGACACCAUAGAGCAUGUGUUUCCUGUGCUGGGAGGUUUCCACGCCCUCAGGGGUGUCAUUGAUUCGAUCAUCAAGAAAUCCUGCAUUGAAAUUUUGGCGGCCGAGCCCUCCAGUGUGUGUGCAGGAGAGUCUUUUCAAGUGGUGGUGAGAGGGAACGGAUUUUUCCAUGCAAGAAACAUCAGCCAGGUGCUCUGCAGCUUCAAAGUCAAUGACACCAUAACAAUCAAUGAAAAGCCGGCUGAUGUAGAAAACACCUACUUACUGUGUCCAGCUCCUGUCAUUGAUGAAGUUGGGAAGGUGAUUUAUCUCCAAGUGAGCAUGAAUGAUGGCCUCUCCUUCAUCAGCAGCAAUGUUCACAUCACCACCACAGAGUGUUUUGAUGGCACCAUCCUCCUGAUCACCCUGCUAGUGUUGUUCCUGCUGCUGGCCCUUCUGUUCAUGUGGUGGUUCUGGCCUCUCUGCUGCACUGUGGUGAUCAAAGAGCCACCUCCUCCACCUCCACCUGAGCCUGAGUCAGAUGAUGAAGAUGGUCUGCCAAAGAAGAAGUGGCCCACUGUGGAUGCCUCAUACUACGGAGGAAGAGGAAUUGGAGGAAUCAAGAGGAUGGAGGUACGUUGGGGAGGAAAGGGCUCCACUGAGGAAGGGGCCAAGCUAGAGAAGCCGAAGAAUGCUGUGGUGAAAAUGCCAGAACAGGAGUACGAACCGUUCGAACCCAAACCCAAAAAACCUCAGAACAAGAAGCCGCCUCAGAGCCGGAAGUGGUACACACCCAUCCGGGGUAAACUGGAUGCUAUCUGGGCUCUGUUUCGCCGUGGAUACCACCAGGUCUCCCUGAUGAGACCCCAGCCUGGUGAUCAUGGUCGAUGCAUCAAUUUCACAAGAGUUAAGGAUGAGGCUGCAGCAGCCAAGGCUCCACCUCGCACGCCAAUCCACACGCCAUCCCCACCACCUCCAGAUUACCGCCAUGCCACUCGCAGCACUCCCUCGCCCCCCAUCUCCACCAGCCCUCCUGCCAGAUCACCCCCAUCAGGCCAACUGCCUCCAGGACCACCACCGUCUCGCACACCCCCAGGGCUUCCCUGUCCUCCACCAUUGCGCCCUCCACCCACGCUUCAACUCUGAAUCAUACAGACACCACCCCCCUAACAUACUCCCAAGCACCCGCUUUGAUAUCACAUUGAUAUUACUGCCCUUAUGACCAGUUUGAAGGAUGUGGUUUUUUAUGCCCCUGCAAUAAGCCAAAGAUGAGCAGUGUGUUGAUUGUUUGUUCCUUUUCUUUUUUGGGAUAGUUUAAGUAAUACUGGAGACUUAUGUCCCACAUGUUGCCAGCUCACAAGGUGAAUUAUGGAAAAAGAAAAUAAUUGAAGGUCUUUUUUACAAAAUUUUACUGUUUUAUGCUGUGUUUAUGCCGAUAAUGACCCGCCCAAAAAUUCCCUACAGAAUAUCAAUGAACAAGAAUUUAAUUUUGACUGGGAGUUUGACUUGACAUUGAGUCUCAUACAGGCUGAAUAACUGGGGUGAUUUGGGCAAAUUUUUUAUUGAGUGAGAUCAGGAAGGAUUGUUGCUGGACAGCAAAGCACGUAGGAACAGGAAGUCCAGAGAAGAAUACGGCAAUGGAUGAAAUUUCUUUGGUGUCUUUAUCAACUACUGAGUUAAACCAUUGUUUUUGAGGAUUUAGGGGAAGUUUAGGUUGUGCAUUACAAUCUAAACUAACUCCGUUGAACCUAAAGCAGAAUGGAUUGGCUUAUUUUUCCAUUGCUGUUUAGUGAAUAAAGCGUUUUGGGAGCUGGUUCGCGAAGGAAUUGUAAUUGGUGUUGAGUAUCAGAACAGACAGCUCAUUUUUAAUGAAAGAAAAGAAGAUUUUAAAAGAUUGUUUACUACUUUGUGUAUUUUUCUUUCAUUCUCUUAUCCAACAAAAUGCUAAACAACAAAUUCAAGCCAUUACAUGCAAGAGCAACAUGAUUUGUAGUCCAGUUUCUGUACCAUUAGAGAGUUUCAUGGACGUUAUGUUUUUACAGUGUAUGUUUGAAAUGUAUUUUAAAUGCUAUAUUGGUUGACAUCUUUGAGGCUUUGGAUUGUGUCCAUUAUCACCAUUUUACAUUGUUAAAGUCAGAAAACGGCAAUAUGAUUUUUCUUUUUGGUUUAUUUUUUAGUUUUUUUUGUAUCUGCGCACAUAAACUAUUAGGCAACUUAAAUAUGUAUUUUUUUUUGUUUGCAUCUGGAAGCUGAAAGUCAUGAAGUCAAGCAUCCAGAAAUCAGGUUCAGAUCUCUUUUUUGUUUUUAUUAUUUUUAAUAUACAGUCCUGAUACUGUACUUUGGUAGCAUUUUGUAUAUUUUAUGUCUUCAGUUAUAUCAUCACCGGUCACAUUGCAACUGCAGGGCAGUUAAAAGAGCAUCUAAUUUAUUUUACUCCCCGACAGAGACAAAGGAGAGUAUUUGAAUAUCGACAAGGUGUCCAACCAACAAGACGGACACUGUGUGCAGAGUAUAGAAAAACAACAGUUAGCCAUUUAGAAGAAAUAUGAGGCAUACCAGCACUUUCUGACACCUCAGCUACACUGUAAAAAUGUUUGGAUGAAACAAAAAGGGAUUCAGAUAAAUUACUCCCAGCAUGUAAAAAGUCUCAGCUAGCAAAAUAUAAGCUUGUUAGCAGAAAGUGGUUAACAUCAACCAGUUAAAAAGAAAUUAACUAUUGCAUUUUGACUUAAGAGUGUAGAAAAGAGGUUGAAAAUUCUGGUAUUCCUCCUAUAUCCAGUAACCUUCUGGAAUUUUCUUCAAUUUUUGCUCUUUUUUUCUUUUAUUUUUAUCUAUGUCAUUCAGUUAUGCCCUGCACCAUUGCGUAUCUACAUGCAUUCAUAACCAAAAUCUUCAGGUUGCACACUGUGACUGAAAAAGCUAUGAUGUGCUACAUUGGGAAAUAAUCAAAUUACACAUGAUACUUUAUUGUAAUCACCAUAAACAAAAUUACAUAGACAAUACAAUCUACCAACCACAUUGUUAUUGCUAGCAAUUUCCUGCAUUAAAUUAGCUAAAUUUCCCAUAUUCCUCAAAUCCCUGUUGCCGCAUACUGCUGCCUGACUUACAUAAUAAGGUGAUAAAAAUAUCUUCAUAGCCCAGUUAAAUGCAGUGGCAGUGGUUCUCAAUUUGUGGUUAUUGUAUUACUAAUUCAGUAUUAUUUUAGAACAUGUUUCAACCAUUAUUUUUUUUAAAUUGGAUUAAUAUGUCACUUCUACUUAGUGCUUGUUACACAACAAUGAAAUUUUUCCUCCCAUUGUUUCUGAAUUACCGUGAGAGUGGUUGCACAAUAAAAUGACUUCAUGGUCAUUAUUUCUCACAGUAUAACAGCAAGAUCAGAGCCUAGAAGGAACUUUGUUAGUGUUGGUAUAUGAUUCAUAACAGAUGAGAUACUUUAUAACAUACUAUGGUGUUUUUCUUUUCCUUUUUUUUGUUACAUGACCAGUAUAAAAAGCAGUACUGAAACAAAGAUUUUGUUUGUUUGUUAGUUUUUUUCUUGUUUGCUGAAAUAAUGUUUUUUAACAGUAUCAAUAAAGGUUGACUCCUAAGCUUC
Melanotaenia boesemani (Boeseman's rainbowfish) is the source of this 4661-nucleotide messenger RNA. RefSeq names its product anthrax toxin receptor 1-like. The transcript is spliced from 18 exons. The coding region runs from base 518 to 2215 and encodes 565 amino acids. Gene Ontology annotation, cellular component: membrane. The record is from RefSeq and is a predicted model, not a curated record. NCBI's taxonomy places the organism in Eukaryota, Metazoa, Chordata, Actinopteri, Atheriniformes, Melanotaeniidae. Gene Ontology annotation, molecular function: signaling receptor activity.